Messenger RNA from Lactuca virosa, 1435 nucleotides. Lineage: Eukaryota; Viridiplantae; Streptophyta; Magnoliopsida; Asterales; Asteraceae. The record is from the annotation of a GenBank genome assembly.
AUGUCUGCCAUUUUCAAUCCAACGGUGGAUACACAGCAGAGCCCAUGUCACUCCCUCCUCUCCUUCGAGAUGCAGCAUCAUCCAAGGAUAAGGCAACACCAAGCAUUGAUGCAGCAAUCCCUUUAUCACCCAGGCCUCUUAGCCUCUCCCCAGAUAGAGCCUAUCUUGAGUGGAAAUUUGCCUCCUGGAUUUGACCCAACUACAUGUCGCAGUGUGUAUGUGGGAAACAUCCACCCACAGGUUACAGAAUUACUACUCCAAGAGAUUUUUACAAGCACUGGUGCUUUGGAAAGCUGUAAACUUAUUCGAAAAGAAAAGUCAUCUUAUGGUUUUGUUGACUACUUUGACCGACGUUGUGCUGCUCUUGCUAUUGUCACUCUAAAUGGAAGACAUGUGUUUGGUCAACCAAUCAAAGUCAAUUGGGCAUAUGCCAGUAGUCAAAGAGAAGAUACAUCAGGUCAUUUUAACAUAUUUGUAGGUGACCUUAGCCCUGAAAUAACUGAUGCUACAUUGUUUGCUUCAUUCUCUGUAUACUCCACUUGUUCUGAUGCUAGAGUUAUGUGGGAUCAGAAAACGGGUCGAUCCAGGGGAUUUGGGUUUGUUUCAUUUCGUAGUCAACAGGAGGCUCAAACUGCAAUCAAUGAUAUGAAUGGAAAGUGGCUUGGAAGCAGACAAAUUCGUUGCAAUUGGGCAGCAAAGGGUGCAGGGGGAGACGAUAAACAAAGUUCAGAUUCCAAAAGUAUUGUUGAAUUGACAAAUGGAACAUCAGAUGAUGGUCAAGAAAAGAGUAGUAGUGAAGAUGCUCCAGGGAACAAUCCUCAAUAUACAACUGUUUAUGUUGGGAAUCUUGCUCCUGAGGUUACAUCGGUUGAUCUUCAUCGACAUUUUCAUGGACUUGGAGCUGGAGUUAUUGAAGAUGUAAGGAUUCAAAGAGAUAAAGGAUUUGGUUUCAUAAGAUAUAGCUCUCAUGGUGAAGCAGCUCGAGCUAUUCAAUUUGGAAAUGCCAAACUUUUGUUUGGGAAACCACUCAAGUGUUCAUGGGGGAGCAAACCUACGCCACCAGGAACAAGCUCCACCCCAUUGCCGCCACCAGUGGCGGCAAAUGUUGGCGGUUAUUCAGCGGGGGAGCUUGCCGCCUAUGAAAGACAGGUGGCUCUGAGUAAAAUGGGUCUGAUGCACCACCACCAUCAGGCGGCUCAACGGAUGGGGAUGGUGGCUAGUCAGGCGGUGUAUGAUGGUGGUUACUCUGGUGUUGCUGCACAACCGCCGCCUUUGUACUACCAGUAAUAAAAUAAGGUGUCAAGAAAAUUUAGGAUGAUUUUUCUUUGCUGUUUAUUGUUUGUUAUAAUUUCUAAAAAAAAUCGAUUAUGUAUGCGUGUUUUCCCAUCUUUUAGGAUGGGUGUAUCAUGGUAUAUGUAGCUCUUUCUUCUCCCAU